AUGGCUACCGCAGCAACCGCAACUUCAGCUUCAAACUCAAAGCCUUACAGAGUUAUGAUCAAGGAGGCUAUCUCCAAUUUAAAGGAAAGAAAUGGAUCAUCCCGUCAAGCACUUAAAAAGUACGUUCAAAGCAACAAUGACAUCAAGGCAGCUAAUUUCGACUCCUUAUUCAACAGCGCUUUGAAGAAAGGCGUUGACGUUGGUGAAUUUCUUCAACCAAAAGGACCUUCAGGGCCGGUUAAAUUGAACAAGAAAGCAACAGCAAUUAAGGAAACCAAAGCAAAGAAGGAGGUUAAGAAACCAGCAAAGAAACCUUCUGCUACCGCUGCACCAAAGAAAGUGACCAAAAAGACUCCAGCUAAAGCUACUACUACCAAAAAGACUACCACUAAAAAGGCAGCUACGGCUAAACCAGCAGCAGCCAAAAAGACAGCAGCCAAAAAGGCAGCAGCUCCAAAGAAAGCCAAAGUUGCUAAAAAAUAA
Lodderomyces orthopsilosis Co 90-125 is the source of this 483-nucleotide messenger RNA. It is a transcript of the gene HHO1, whose product is annotated as histone. The coding region runs from base 1 to 483 and encodes 160 amino acids. Gene Ontology annotation, molecular function: structural constituent of chromatin; double-stranded DNA binding; nucleosomal DNA binding. Gene Ontology annotation, cellular component: nucleosome; nucleus. The transcript has 3 exons. NCBI's taxonomy places the organism in Eukaryota, Fungi, Ascomycota, Pichiomycetes, Serinales, Debaryomycetaceae. The record is from RefSeq and is a predicted model, not a curated record. Gene Ontology annotation, biological process: negative regulation of DNA recombination; nucleosome assembly; chromosome condensation.